This is a messenger RNA of Cajanus cajan (pigeon pea), 2057 nucleotides long. The record is from RefSeq and is a predicted model, not a curated record. NCBI's taxonomy places the organism in Eukaryota, Viridiplantae, Streptophyta, Magnoliopsida, Fabales, Fabaceae.
GGGGUCGUUCUGGUUGUUUGCUUUACUGAAAAAUGGAAGGGAUCACAAUGGCCCGUUUUGCUUUCGGAACGGGCCGUUCCAAAACCCAAUUUAAGACACGUUUUGUGCAAUGAGAAUGGCUCGUUCUGGUUUCAGAAUGGGCCGUUCUGAUUGCAGUCAUGAAGGAUUUCAAUUGAAAAUUUUGAAUUAUUAUGAGGGAUUAAAUUAGGCAUUUAGGCAUUUAUAAAAUUUAUUAGUAAUUAGUUGUUUGAGUUUAAUAUUUAAUUUGUUUGUUUGUUUAAUUAUAUCAGGAUGUCUACACAGAUGAUUCAUGUAGGACCUAUCGACGAUUCAUUAUUAAGGCUUCAACCAUUCCAUAUAUCUAAGCAUAUAUGGAAUGGAGCUGAAGAUAAUGUUUUGAAGGUUAGGAGAGCAACACAAUCAGAGUUGCGUGGUGUUGAGAUUCCAGUUGCUAUUUAGGAUCUUCUACAAAGGGCUGGUUUUAUGGGGAUGACGCAGAUCAGUUACUUUCCUAUGGACAAUCAUUUAAUUUUUGCGUUAGUUGAGCGAUGGAGACCAGAGACCCACACAUUUCACAUGCCCUUCGGCGAGUGUACUAUGACGUUGGAGGAUGUUGCAAUGUUACUUGGGUUGAAGAUCUCCGGGGCACCCAUUACUGGAUACGUAACUAUGGAUUGGGGAGCUCUUGUGCAGCGCCUUCUUGGCAUGACACCCCCUGAGUCAAUGCCUGCUGGCGGUUGAUUGAGGAUGACCUGGAUUGACCGACACUUUUCUAAUGUUUCUGAGCAUAUACAUAGCCAGGAAUAGUUGGAACGCUAUACUAGAGCGUUCAUUUUACGCAUAAUCGAGGGAUAUCUAUUAACUGAUCACUCUAGCUCGUUUGUAUCCCUCAGAUACCUGAGUUUCCUAGAAGACCUGGAUGUUUGUGGUCAAAUGAGUUGGGGGUCAUGCAUCCUGGCGAAUAUGUACAGGGAGUUGUGUGUGUGCACGAAUUAUGAUCACAAGGAAAUUGGUGGUUCAGGUAUUUUACUGCAAUUAUGGGCAUGGUAUCGGUUUCCAUUUUUUGCACCACCUUAUCAACCUUUAUCUACAUUUCAUGUUCCUCUAGGGGCAAGGUGGGAUUAUGCGUUGCAUAAACCUAGAGAGAAAACAAAAGAUAAAAUUGUGAAGUAUAGAGAGUAUUUUGACCGUUUAAAAAGAGAGGAUUUUGUAUGGCAACCAUACUUGGAGUUACUACCUACAUUACCUCCUUACUGUUUUGAGAACUCACAAGUAUGGAGGUCAACUGUCCCAUUGAUUGAUUUCCACAUCGUCGAGUAUCAUUACGCAGAUCGUGUCAUGCAACAAUUUGGGAUGGUCCAACACAUUCCUGCGCCUCCUAUUCAUCCAGAGAAAUUGCAUGAUCUUUCCUUGAGAGGCAAGGAUAACACGGACUGGUCACGCAUGCACGUUCAAUUUGUGCAGGAGUGGCAAUCACAACUUCAUCAUGUAUGGACACAACUUGCGUGUGAUACACCACACUUGAGCAAUAGCUCAGAAUACAUGGUGUGGUAUAGGAAACAUACAAGGCGGUGAAUUUCUCCUUCUAGUGCAAAGAAAGGAUAUGUGACUGAUGUUUUGGAACACAUGUAUCAUGGGACCAGUGAAGAACAUAGGGAUUCCUUCGAUUUUACCAUGAUGCAUGAGAGGAUCGACCACUGCUUGCAGUUGCGAGACGAGGUGAGCAGGGUGAGUUUUCCUUUUACACCGGCUCCAGCUGCAACAUUACCACAACCAGACGCAGUUCAGGUGGAGCACAUUGGGGCAGGUCGACGAAAAGGAAAGGGGCUAAGUCGUAGACGAAGGCGAGUUGAUCUCUAGUUCAGGUGCAUAAUUUAACCAUUUUUUUUUCAUUACACAAUUACAAAACAACAACAACAAAUACAUAUUAUUAACUGAAGUUCAUAAUUUUACCAAUAUUUAAUAAUAAUAUUCUCCAAAUUUAAAUUUUACAAUCCACAUAAAAAAUUACAUUACAACCAUCCUAAUUAGAAAUAAACAUAAAACUAAAUUACAAA